GUUUCAGGAAACUGCUUUAAGACAUGGAGCAGAUGCUCCGGAUGGAGCAGCUGGGGGACUGGCUGGUUGUGGAAAAGUUGUUUUGACAGGUAACUGAUUCGAUACACGCUUUUUUGCUAUCAGUAGAGAGGUUAAGCAUAACGUUUACGUCAAACAAUUCAUUGCCGUUCCAAUACGACCUCGACGUGAAAAAAUUGCUUUAUGCGACGUUUUAUGGAGGACGUAAAUACACGACGACUGAAACAUAUACAUCGCAUCUCUUUCGAUGCCAUAAAAAAUCCGAAUUCAUUUUAACAGCGAAGUUUACGCUGCCGCUGGCGUCAUGGAUGCUAAAGCUCCCUUAAAUUGUAUCAACUACCAUUCACCUCUCCCUUUACACCCACACCCACACGCCCCUGUCCCCCAUUAACACCCACACCCACACGCUCCUGUCCCCCCCCAUUCGCCUCUCACUUCACACCCACACUCACACGCCCCUGUCCCCCCUCCCCAUCCACCUCUCACUUCACACUCACAACCAUACCCACACGCCCCUGUCCCCACUAACCCUCACCUCAUUUAUUUUAUAGGUGUGUAAACCUUGGCUAUACUGGUGGAAGCUGCCAGUUAUGUCCCAGUUCCUGUUGGAUGUCCAGCAAGGCGUGGAAGUGUAUAUGUUUCGGCAAUGGUUCCUGCUAA
Molecule: messenger RNA, 678 nt
Organism: Porites evermanni
Lineage: Eukaryota; Metazoa; Cnidaria; Anthozoa; Scleractinia; Poritidae
Source: the annotation of a GenBank genome assembly